AUUAAAAUAUAUACUUAACAGCCAUUUAUUAUUUCAUCACACAUAUAAACCAAUUCUCUAAAUGGAAAGAUUUAAUUUCAUUCUGAGAGUUGAUUCACAGAAUUUGUUUGGUGUUUGUGUCUCUGCCUUGCGCUCUGCUCUCUCCAUCAAUUCAUUCUUUCAUUAUUUAUAUACGUUUGUAUGAUUUUAAAAAAACCCUAGCUAGAACCAUACCUUUUGAUCCCUAACCAUGGAGGACGCGGAAGGAGUUCUGAGUUUUGACUUCGAGGGCGGCCUCGACGCUGCUCCCGGCACAGCGGCCACGGUCGCGCCUUUGAUACAAUCGGACGCGACCGCCGCGGCGGCGGCUCCAUCUUCCGUCGUCUCCGCGGAGCCCACUCCUGGCGGCGCCCCCGGCAGGCGCAGCUUUCGGCAGACGGUGUGCCGGCACUGGCUGCGCAGCCUCUGUAUGAAAGGCGACGCCUGCGGCUUCCUCCACCAGUACGACAAGUCGCGCAUGCCUGUUUGCCGAUUCUUUAGAUUGUACGGAGAGUGUCGUGAGCAGGACUGCGUGUACAAGCAUACCAAUGAAGAUAUCAAGGAGUGUAACAUGUACAAGUUGGGUUUUUGUCCAAAUGGUUCUGACUGCCGGUAUAGGCAUGCAAAGCUGCCUGGACCUCCACCUACCAUGGAAGAAGUCUUUCAGAAGAUUCAGCAGUUGAGUUCUUUCAACUAUGGCUCCUCAAACAGGUUUUAUCAAAACCGCAACCCAUACAACCAACAAACAGAAAAAUCUCAGAUUCUGCAAGGUUCCAAUGCUGUCAAUCUAGGUACAGUUGCAAAAUCAUCAACCACAGAGGCUAUUAAUGUGCAGCAACAACAAGUUCAACCACCCCAACAACAGGUCAGCCAGACCCCGAUGCAAAAUCUUCCCAAUGGCCUGCCUAAUCAGGCGAACAAAACUGCUUCACCACUUCCUCAAGGAAUAUCUAGGUAUUUUAUUGUUAAAAGCUGCAACCGUGAAAAUUUGGAAUUAUCUGUACAACAAGGGGUAUGGGCAACCCAAAGGAGCAAUGAGGCUAAACUAAAUGAAGCUUUUGACAGUGUUGAGAAUGUGAUUUUGAUCUUUUCAGUGAACCGGACUCGCCAUUUCCAGGGUUGUGCAAAGAUGACAUCUAAAAUUGGUGGAUUUGUUGGUGGAGGGAAUUGGAAAUAUGCGCAUGGAACUGCACACUAUGGACGGAAUUUCUCUGUCAAAUGGUUAAAGCUAUGUGAACUGUCAUUCCACAAAACUCGCCAUUUGAGGAAUCCAUACAAUGAAAACCUACCAGUGAAGAUAAGCAGAGACUGCCAGGAGUUAGAGCCGUCAAUUGGUGAACAGUUGGCUUCCUUACUAUAUCUUGAGCCAGACAGUGAACUUAUGGCAAUCUCACUUGCAGCAGAAUCAAAACGUGAGGAGGAAAAAGCAAAGGGAGUCAAUCCAGACAAUGGAGGUGAGAAUCCAGAUAUUGUUCCAUUUGAGGACAAUGAAGAGGAGGAGGAGGAAGAAAGUGAAGAAGAGGAGGAGAGCUUUGGCCAGGCUCUUGGGCCAGCAGCUCAAGGCAGAGGAAGGGGCAGAGGAAUCAUGUGGCCUCCUCACAUGCCACUAGCACGAGGAGCCAGACCUAUUCCUAGCAUGCGGGGCUUCCCCCCUGUCAUGAUGGGUGCUGAUGGGUUUUCUUAUAGUGCUGUUCCACCAGAUGGUUUUGCAAUGCCAGAUAUUUUUGGUGUGGGUCCCCGUGCUUUCCCUCCAUAUGGUCCCAGGUUUUCUGGGGAUUUCACAGGUCCUGCAUCUGGCAUGAUGUUUCCUGGCCGCGGUCAACCGGGAGCUGUCUUUCCAGCAAGUGGGUAUGGGAUGAUGAUGGGUCCAGGACGUGCACCAUUCAUGGGAGGGAUGGGAGUUCCUGCAGCAGCCCCAACUCGAGCUGGUCGGCCAGUUGGUAUGCCUCCAAUGUUCCCACCGCCUCCACCCCCAAACUCGCAGAACAAUCGAACUAAAAGGGAUCAGAGGACACCAGUUAAUGACCGAAAUGACAGAUACAGUGGGGGCUCAGACCAGGGCAGGGGCCAAGAUAUGGCAGGUCCAGAUGAUGAGACACAAUAUCUGCAAGGAUUGAAGUCUCAACAGGAUGAUCAAUUUGGAGGUGGAAAUAGCUUUAGAAAUGAUGAAAGCGAAAGCGAGGACGAGGCUCCAAGGCGGUCAAGGCAUGGAGAGGGAAAGAAGAAGCGGUGAGGCUUAGAAGAUGGUGCUAUCACUGAUUCUGAUCACUGGCAAAUGCCACUGCCUGAGCAGCAUAGCUAGAUAUGCUGCUAACUGGGGAAGCCAUCCAUCACCUGCAUUUUGUUCCCUGGUUUUUAUAAGAACGUCAUUGAGCCUUUUUGCUCUCCAUAUCAAAUUCUUAUUGUUUUUGCAUUGAGAUUUUAUAGAGCUGCAUAAAAUCAGGGGUGGGAACAAAUUUCUAUUUCGUUUUUAGUCAGAAUUGAGAUAUUUGGUACGUGUAAAUAUAAUAACUAACCAAAUCAGGGAAAGGGCACCAGUUAGAUGGGAGUUGGGACAUGAUUUUUCUUUAGUUACUUUGCUUUGUAUUGUAAUAGUAUGUUGAACUUGUUGAUAACUGGCGUCCAUGGGAAACAUAUGUGAUGAGGCAUGUGCCUACCCAUGGACCUGAUUUGUUUUGUUUAGUUGUGGCCACCCAAUUCAUGAGCCUCCUUCAGGUGUUGGACUACAGGAUGCUGUUCACCAUUUGAUCUAUAGAUGCAUACAACUUCCAUUCUC
This is a messenger RNA of Vitis vinifera (wine grape), 2794 nucleotides long. Its product is annotated as 30-kDa cleavage and polyadenylation specificity factor 30. Gene Ontology annotation, biological process: regulation of mRNA splicing, via spliceosome; mRNA splicing, via spliceosome. The record is from RefSeq and is a predicted model, not a curated record. NCBI's taxonomy places the organism in Eukaryota, Viridiplantae, Streptophyta, Magnoliopsida, Vitales, Vitaceae. The coding region runs from base 230 to 2251 and encodes 673 amino acids. The transcript has 7 exons. Gene Ontology annotation, molecular function: metal ion binding; mRNA binding; N6-methyladenosine-containing RNA reader activity. Gene Ontology annotation, cellular component: nucleoplasm.